This is a messenger RNA of Diversispora eburnea, 1083 nucleotides long. NCBI's taxonomy places the organism in Eukaryota, Fungi, Glomeromycota, Glomeromycetes, Diversisporales, Diversisporaceae. The record is from the annotation of a GenBank genome assembly.
AUGGGAAAUAAUUCUGCACCUACUGGUCAAGAAUCUCCCAUGUUGAGAACACUGAUAAAUGCAUUACCAAGUGGUUACGUUCAAUUUCUUACAUGGUUGAAACAGUUAGAUGGAAAGGACUAUAAAGCAGAAAGCAUACAUAAUUGUUAUGAAUCUAUAGCUAUUUAUUUAAAAGAAAUACAAGACUCUGUGAAACUUCAGAAUGAAGGAUUGGGUGUGAUAAAACAAGCUUCUCCACUUAGUACUGAAGAAAUUAUCCAUAUACUUGACCAUAAAAUAAUGCAACAUGAUACUAAUGAAAGUUUAACACGAAGAGUUUUUUUUUUUGUAUACAUAUGUGGUCUUCGUGAUGGUGAUGCUGAAAGAAUUAAUUUUAAUAAUAUCUCUCGUCACAAUGAUGGUGGACUUUAUUUAACAUUCAAUCAUGAGAAAAAUAAUCAACGUGGAGCAUUAAAACGAAACAAAGAUGAAAAAAGUUCGGCUCAAAAAUACCUAUUCCUUCGGAUCAAUGCAUGUGCUUCAUUCUUUUUAGAAACAACUCGAGCAGAAAAAGGAUUGAAUAAAUUAAACACAAUGAUGGCAAAGAUAGCAAAUAUUACGGGCAUCAAUCUUGAUAAUGGACGUAAACGACUUAAAGAUCUUAAUGUACCAGAAGAUGAAUGUAUGGAAUUUUCAGGUUAUCGUAGUCGUGAAGGGAUUCGUGUCUAUAAUAAUCCUAGUGAAGAUCAGAAGCUUUGUAAUACAUUAAUGUUAAUUCCUUUAGAUUUUGAUGAUAUCCCUUAUGAAGAGUUUGAUUAUUUUCCUGUACAUGAACAACAAUUAUAUGUACUAGAACAUGAACAACAAUUAUAUGUACAAGAACAUGAACAAGAACAUGAACAAGGGUAUAAAGAAGGAUGUGAACAAGGGUGUGAAGAAAGUUGUGAUGAAGGUUCCAAAUUAUUUGAGCCAUUUAAGCCACCAGUACCCAAAUCAACUUCAUCCGAUAAAUCAUCACACAUUCUUAAACCUCCCAAUAUUCAACACUCACCACUCAAUCCUCAGCCCUUACAUAAAAGAUCUACACCUUUGAGUGAUAUAUGA